Messenger RNA from Sabethes cyaneus, 1565 nucleotides. Its product is annotated as transcription factor grauzone-like. Gene Ontology annotation, biological process: regulation of transcription by RNA polymerase II. Lineage: Eukaryota; Metazoa; Arthropoda; Insecta; Diptera; Culicidae. Gene Ontology annotation, molecular function: RNA polymerase II transcription regulatory region sequence-specific DNA binding; zinc ion binding; DNA-binding transcription factor activity, RNA polymerase II-specific. The transcript is spliced from 3 exons. Bases 3 to 1565 code for a protein of 520 amino acids. The record is from RefSeq and is a predicted model, not a curated record. Gene Ontology annotation, cellular component: nucleus.
GAAUGGAUCUUACAAGUAUAAAUUCCGCUGAUAUUCCACAAGUGCCAGCAACUGCGGCCAACUGUUUCACCUGCCUUGGCCCAUCGCGAGAAUCGUUACCGAUUGUUAGUGAGGACUGUGAUGAUGAUUCGUUUGCCGUGCUGGAACUUAUGUUGAUGCAUUUCUGGUUUCAACGUGAUGACUUCCGAGCGGAUCAAGUAGUGUGCCGGUCCUGUUGGACCCAGCUGAAGGUUUUUCAUCGGUUCUAUUUGGAAGUUAAACGAAACCACGAGCUGCUCGCAGCUUCUUCGGUGGAACCGGCAGACGUUAUUAAACAAGAGCAAAAUGACCAAAACGAGGUGGAAACCUCGUCGCAAACGCCAAUAACUGCUGAACCGCAAGUCUGCCAUCAGGAUGAUGAUUUGAAAUCCGAAUGUCCUUCCGAAGGUGGUGGUGAUGAUAUAACUCCCAUUCGGACGGAAAGUGAAUCAGAAUCGGAAGUCAGUUCAGUCGAGCUUAUCAAAAAGAAACGGAAAGGGGUUAAACGAAAAGCCACUGGGAAACCUGCCAUCAAGCGGGAACGUAAAACGAUCACUUACAAGGUUAAGACAGCGAAACAACUAGCGGAAGAGGAUGAGAUCAUCAAGACGCACGUCCAGUACACCUGCGAGUUGUGCGCUGUUAUUAGUCCAACUUUUACCGGUUUUCAAAGGCAUGUUAAAAACAGCCACCCUGGCAAUAAAGCUUUCAUCGUCUGCUGUGAACGGAGAUAUUAUCGGAAGAACAACCUGCUGGAACACGUCCAACAGCUGGGACGGAAGGACAUGUUCAAGUGUGAUGUUUGCUUUAAAAGUUUCAUCAACACCCACGGGGUGAGGAGACACAAGCAGCUGAUGCACUUGCCGGAUCACAUCAAAAUCUACCGCUGCGAACGAUGCCCGAAGCGGUUCGCCAAACAGACCCAUCUGGCCGUGCAUUUGAAGCAUCACGAAAAUCUGGAUAACGAAAUCGCUAAGUGUUCGGAGUGUGGAAGAACAUUUCCAUCGGAAGCCGUGCUGAAGCAGCACGUCAAGAUUCGCCAUACCCGCCCGACGGACUUCAUCUGCGAUGUGUGCGCCAAAGGGUUCUACUCGGAGGCGGAGUUUCUGCGGCACAAAAUCGAACACGAGAAUCCGGCGGAUUUGCGCGUACAGUGCGACAUCUGCCAGCUGUGGUUCCGCAGCCGGAUUCAUCUGAACGACCACAAGCGACGGCACCGGCAGCCGCCGGUAACGUGCGAUCUGUGCGGGCACGUUUCACCGAACAAGAAAGCCAUGGCUAGCCACAGGCGGCUCCGCCACGGGCAGUCCAGUCUGAUCUGCCAGGAAUGUGGGAAGGCAUUUAAACGGCCGAUCACCUUGCGGGAGCACAUGGCAUCGCACACCGGUGCCGCUCUGUACACUUGCAACUUUUGCGAGCGGACGUUCAAUUCCAGUGCUAAUAUGUUUUCGCAUCGCAAAAAGAUGCACCCCCAGGAGUGGCUUAAGCUCCGGAGCGCUCAGCUAGCGGAACGGCACGGCGUGAGUGGGACAAGUGAGCGCAGCUAG